CGUCAGAGAAACGGUGCCUGUCCUAAAGCAAGAAACUCCGUCCGGAUACAAUGAACACAGCAAUCAUUUCAAGCUACAUCUAUGCAGAAUAAAGCGACUUUAAGGAUUCUUUUUCAUAGUGUAAAGCCUUUUCACGAUGCGGUCCUUGGACAUGCUAACGCUAUUCUUCCACACUGAGGAUUUCUACCUGACUUAGGACACUUACACAUGACAUCACGCCAAGCGAGAAUCGGAUACUCCGCCUCCUCGGUCCGCCAGCGCCCCUCAGUGGAUUAAAGGGUGGAUUACUCGAGUUGCAAAUCAUAAACCGUCCAGGCAAAGCGGGACCAUGGCUGACUCAAUGUACUCGGACCUGAUAGCCAAGCACUACAACUUCACAGGGAAAUUACGCAAAGUGGACAAGGACCCUGGACUCAAGGCCGACUCCGUUGUCUUCAUCAUCGUGUGCUGCUUCAUCAUUCUAGAGAACGUUCUGGUCCUUCUCACCAUCUGGAGGACGAAGAAGUUCCACAAGCCUAUGUAUUACUUCAUUGGGAACUUGGCCCUAUCAGACCUACUGGCAGGCAUGGUGUACACUGCAAACAUCCUGCUCUCGGGGCCUAACACAUACAAACUGAGCCCCACACAGUGGUUCUUCAGGGAGGGCAGCAUGUUCGUGGCGCUGGCCGCAUCGGUCUUCAGCCUCUUGGCCAUCGCCAUCGAGCGCCACCUCACAAUGCUGAAGAUGAAACUCCACAACAGCGGCAACACAUGCCGCGUCUUUAUGUUGAUCAGCACCGUGUGGCUCAUUGCCGCCAUCCUGGGAGGCCUGCCCGUCAUGGGCUGGAACUGCAUCCGCAGCAUGCCGAGCUGCUCCACGGUGCUGCCACUCUAUCACAAAGCCUACAUCCUCUUCUGCACCACCGUGUUCAGCGUCAUCCUCAUGGCCAUCGUGGUGCUCUACGCCCGCAUCUACGCCCUGGUGCGCACGCGCAGCCGCAAGCUGGUCUUCCGGAAAGUGUCCAAUGGCCGCGGCGGAGCCAACAAGAGCUCAGAGAAGUCCAUGGCGCUGCUGAAGACGGUCAUCGUCGUGCUGAGCUGCUUCAUCGCCUGCUGGGCGCCGCUCUUCAUACUCCUGUUGUUGGAUGUGGCGUGCGAGACCCGCGCCUGCCCCAUCCUCUACAAAGCCGAGUGGUUCCUGGCGCUGGCCGUGCUCAACUCGGCAAUGAACCCGCUCAUCUACACGCUCACCAGCAACGAGAUGAGGCGAGCCUUUAUCAAGACGCUGCUGUGCAGCGCCUGUGCUCAGCCAGCCACCAAGUUCUCCAGGCCCAUCAUGGGUGCUGAAUUUAGCCGGAGCAAGUCGGACAACUCGUCACACCCGAACAAGGACGAGCCCGAGUACUCGCCCAGGGAGACCAUCAUCUCCUCAGGGAACGUCACCUCCUCUUCCUAAAGGGACUGUGUUCAUCUCUCCCCCCCCGUUAAGUAGUAAAUGUAAUGUGAUUGUGUAUAAGAGCGAACAUCUGUCGGUGUGUGCGCGUGUGUAUGUGCGUGUGUGUGUGGUUGUAUUAGGGGUUGUAUUAGUCUUACAAGCGCUUGAACUGUUUCUAAGCCGACUUCAUCAAAAGGUAUGAAAAUACCAACAGAAAAGGGCUAAGAUGAGAGAAUUUGUGACUGAAUUGCGAGAUCCGGAAGCCCUCGUCUGAACUGGAAAGUGCUGCUCUUACGUGAGACGUUUAUUUUGACACUUCCGAAACACAUGCAGCACUGAAAUGUCUUCCUCCAAUUUCAGUAAAAAACUAGGGAAGCACUUAACAAACUGAGCUCUGUAAACUCAAUUAAUCAGUAUUGUGCUUUCCUUCCCACUACACAGAAACACACAUCUGAACGUGAGAAACAUUUAGAAGAGCACUUGUUGUAAAAGUGCUCUUUCAGAGCCUUGCUAAGCCUUACUGACUCUCCUUAUAAUGGACUGAUUAAAAAAUCCAUGUUCAUUUGUACUAUUUCAUGGAAAUUAAAUUAAAGAAAUACAGCGAAAAGGUACUUGUGUUUCUUUGACUUAACACAAUGGUUUAGUGAGAUUUAUUCUACCCCUGAUGAAGAAUGUAUUUUGAUCAUUUGUUUGUUCUCACGUUCUCAUCUGACAAGCAGUUGUUGUAGAAGAUACUUGUACAGUUGUAGUUUUCAGUAUUAAUUUAUCUUUAAAGUAGUGAAUAAACCUCUUGUGACUUGGAUUACGAUUAAAUGGCAAAACACAAAAAAUUAUUUUGUUGUAUUUUUUUUACUGUUCCUUUGAGGGUUUCAGAUGUGUCCUGGUAGCUAAUACACAUUGUGGGGGUUUUUAUGGUGGUCUCUCUGGUGUGAUGUACUUCACCCUGUAUGGAGGGCUUUGCAUUUGUAAUGUAGUGAGGUUCAGACCUAUGGAAAUAAGAAGUGGGGGUCUGCCAAGUAUCACAGUUGGAUGCUGGGAAUGUAAAUCUGACAUUCCCAGACAUUCUAACAUCUCCCUCCUGCCACCUUUUAGCUCAAUAUCUGUACGGAAGUACUGUAGAAUGUAGAAUUGGGUAAACACCUCCUCCUUUGGGAAUAAGGAUGCUGACAACUAAGCCGAUGUUCAGCCCAUCUUGUCCCUGUGGUCUGUUUUUGCACAUUGUAACAUUUGUGUGUUGUUUUGUUAGUUUGUCAAUAAAUGUUUGUUGCAGAAAUGUGACCUUCAAAGUUUGUAAUUUAUGGUCAUCCGAUGAACUGUCUAUUUUUGCAGCUUGUGGAAGCAGCCACGUGGAAAUAAAAUCUGCAGAUAAAG
Molecule: messenger RNA, 2785 nt
Organism: Electrophorus electricus (electric eel)
Lineage: Eukaryota; Metazoa; Chordata; Actinopteri; Gymnotiformes; Gymnotidae
Gene: s1pr1
Product: sphingosine-1-phosphate receptor 1
Biological process (GO): G protein-coupled receptor signaling pathway
Cellular component (GO): membrane
Molecular function (GO): sphingosine-1-phosphate receptor activity
Source: RefSeq, a predicted model, not a curated record